Molecule: messenger RNA, 986 nt
Organism: Carassius carassius (crucian carp)
Lineage: Eukaryota; Metazoa; Chordata; Actinopteri; Cypriniformes; Cyprinidae
Product: SLAM family member 5-like
Exons: 4
Coding region: 57-713 (218 amino acids)
Source: RefSeq, a predicted model, not a curated record
UGUCUGUGUCACACAUAUUCAACUUCCUGUUUUAAGAUACAACAUCAGCCAUCUUGAUGUUUGCCACGAUGGCAGUCGAUCAUCUGUUUGCAACCUUCAUCCUUCUCCUUAUCUCUAACACAGGGUUCAGUGCUGAGAUCUCUGUGCUUGUGCAGACAGGGGCUUCUGUUCACCUGGAUAUACAGACACAAGAACCACCAGAGUUUGAUAUUAUAGCCUGGAUGAAUGAUAAAUCAGAGAGUAUAGUUAGAUAUAACAGUGAUUCCAAAAGAGUAACACCUCAUGAUUCCUACAAGGACAGAGUGGUUUUCAAUGAUGUAACCUUCUCUCUGACUCUGAAGAACAUGCAGAAGACAGACAGUGGACUCUACAGAGCAAGAACAAGGGGAUCAAUAAACAUAGAUCUGGUCUCAUACAGAGUAUCUGUUAUAGACUCUGUGGAGGCUCCUGUCCUGACUGUGAACUCAAUCUGGUUCAGCAGUGACUCCUGUACUGUGAACUUCACAUGUAGAGCUCAUGAGCUCAUGAUUAACUCCAGCUAUCAGAACAACAGAUGCUCUCCACAGGAAGUGACAUCACAGAUCAACACUCUCAUCCUGGACUGCAGUGAGGAAUCCAUCAUCUGUAACCAUAGCAACCCUGUCAGCUGGAAACAAGACAGAAUAAACAUCACACGGCUCGGUGAAAAGCCGUGGUCAAGAUUACACUUGUAGGCUGUCAGUCUGUUACAUGAAAGAAAUCUCACCUUUUUGAGGCUAAAAUCUGAAAAGAAUCAAAUGCAAGCAAACAUGUUUCUACACGACUGGUAAACUGUGCAGUAAAUUUACAUUCAGAUCUCUCAGAUGUCAAACAGGCUGAUGAUACAGAUUACGAUGAUGCUGAGGUGAGAUUCAAAUGACCAUUCACCUCUAUUCUAGCAGAAGUCGGAUAUAAAAUGUCAUAUCAAACUCAUUACUGGAUAUUAACUGUUUCAUAUUCUGUGCUAA